GAUAAAUAAAAUGGAAGACAAAGAACCCUGCCUAAAAGACAGCCAAUCACAAACGCUGGUAGUCCCAGCACUCGAUGACGACAAGCCCGAAGUAACAUUACCUAAUCAGUACACACUACAAAGCCAACGUAAUAAAAGAAUUUACACAAACAACAAAAUAACAAAAGAAGACACAAUAAAAAAGAGAAUCGUCGAGUUUCAUAAGGACGAUAACCACUUGGUAUACUCACAAGAAUUAGCAUGUAAACUGGAAUCAAAUCUAAAUACCAUAAAGCUGCACUGCGAUUUAGGGGUACAAAAGGAUGAUACUGAAAUAGGCAGUGUAAUACAGGCGGUGGAUACCAAUCAACAUUCUAUAGAAAUACCGGAACUACUAACAAUUCGGACAGAGAUUGAACCUUACUUGGAAUCUCUAAAAACUAAACUUGAUCAAUUAAUGUACUCAAUCGAAAGACUGGAAAAUACGCAAAAAACCAUACUGAGGAAACUCAGUCCAACAAAACAAACUGCUUAUACUAAAUCUGAACCUAAAGGAACAUCAGAAUCUGAUGUACAGUGUAAACGUUCCGAACAGUUGUUGGCAAGCUGUUUAAAUAGCUUUUACAAUACCAUUAAAGCAUCAUCGAGGACCAGUGAAACCACUACAUUAGAAACAGAUAACUUCGAAAAGGUACUACAAUGCAGUAAACACUUUAAAGAUUACGAAGCAUGUAUACAGAAGAAGGAUAUGUAGCGACACAAGUGACCAAACAAUUUAAACCCAUU
This is a messenger RNA of Babesia bovis T2Bo, 765 nucleotides long. RefSeq lists its product as uncharacterized. The record is from RefSeq and is a predicted model, not a curated record. The transcript has 5 exons. Bases 11 to 733 code for a protein of 240 amino acids. Lineage: Eukaryota; Apicomplexa; Aconoidasida; Piroplasmida; Babesiidae.